Pomacea canaliculata is the source of this 829-nucleotide messenger RNA. Its product is annotated as 26S proteasome complex subunit SEM1-like. Gene Ontology annotation, biological process: proteasome assembly; mRNA export from nucleus; double-strand break repair via homologous recombination. NCBI's taxonomy places the organism in Eukaryota, Metazoa, Mollusca, Gastropoda, Architaenioglossa, Ampullariidae. Gene Ontology annotation, cellular component: proteasome regulatory particle, lid subcomplex; proteasome complex. The coding region runs from base 87 to 314 and encodes 75 amino acids. The transcript is spliced from 3 exons. The record is from RefSeq and is a predicted model, not a curated record.
GGUGCAUUAGGUUGCAAAGAGUCAAUUCAGGGGACGUCACUCUGGACUCUUCUAGAUGCUUCGUGCGUAAGGCGAAGAAAAUCAAAAUGUCGGAACAACCGAAGCCAGACUUAGGUCUCUUAGAAGAAGAUGACGAGUUUGAGGAAUUCCCUGCGGAAGACUGGGGUGAAGAAGAUGAAGACUCUGCUGAUGUUAAUGUUUGGGAAGAUAACUGGGAUGAUGACAACAUUGAAGAUGAUUUCUCAAAACAGCUAAGAGCAGAACUGGAGAAGCAAGGAAAGAGUGAAGAUGGUGCUGAACCCAUGAAGACAUAAUAUUGUCAGAUGUCAUACUUUUGUCAUCUUAUCAGUGCUCAUCCAGCUGUCAUUUUCAUAACUUGCACCACCAUCUCCAUAGUUAUCCAUGUUACAUUUAAAAUUCUGAAUUAAAUAAUUUAAUAGGCAUUUUUUUUGUGAUUGCUUAUGUUGAAAGAAAGCAUCAAACUGAUUUAUACCAUAGAUCAAGGGUGGGAACCUUUUUUUCCUCCAAAGGCCAUUUGGAUAUUUAUAACAUCAUUUGUGGGCCACACAGAAUUACCUACUUAAAAAUUAGCUUGCUCUAAUUGACCAAGCUGUAAUUUCACCACAGUAUGUUAACACUUUUGCAACCUGCCUGUAACUGCUGUGCUCUGACUCCUCAUUAUCUGCCUUUUCCUUGUGAGAUGCACAAAAAUAUGUUCUACUACUAUGAAAAGCAUAGCAAAACAACUGUUUGGAGUAUGUUAAAUGUGUUUGUAAUUAGAAAGUUCCUAAAGGAGACAGUAUAUGGUAAUAAAUCCUUUUUUUUUUCC